This is a messenger RNA of Cinara cedri, 471 nucleotides long. The record is from the annotation of a GenBank genome assembly. NCBI's taxonomy places the organism in Eukaryota, Metazoa, Arthropoda, Insecta, Hemiptera, Aphididae.
AUGAAUGCCAUGCACGGCUACUGUGUUCGGCAUGGCAAAAACAAAAAAACCGCUAAGUCAAAGAAUAUUCAUACAAUAAAAAAUUAUAAGAUUACUACAUCAAAUAUAGAAAAAAUGUUAAGAUUCACUAAAAUUAAUCUUUUUAAAACUACAUUUAAUAAAGUUCCAUCAAGUCCAAAAUUGACAUGGAAAUUAGUUAGAGAAAUCAAUGAAGUAAAUCCACCGAAAGAAAUGAAAUCUGUAUUAGUUGAUAACAAGGUCGUAGGUGAACUACACGCGGUCUCAAAUUAUUUCGAUCUGUUUUUCAUGGGAUUAGGGAAGAAUACUUUAGAGAACAACACUAAAAUUAAUAAUAAUGCUCCUAAAGAGAAUAUAAGUGACCUCUCAUUUGAUGAUAUUUUUAAUGUGAAAAUUACAGAAUCAAAGGUUUCAAAAAUAAUUAAUAAUUUUAAAGAUGUAAACAGCCGCUGA